AUGAAAGCUGUGACUCGGGGACGCAAGUUCCACGAACAACUUGAUAGAGAAGACCUGCUCUACUACUUUGGUGUACAAGAACAACAUCAGGUACCGUCUUACAUGUUCAUUGAUGAACCAUCAAUGACGUCAUCGAAAAGGAAGGGAGGAGAUGCUAUGCUUUUCUCUAUGACCGCAUUUAGAGAGAGCUUCCUAUUCCAGCUUACAGUUAACGAGAAGUUACUAACGCAAGACUGUGUCCUGCAGCACUUCAGAAGUAACGUGGUGAUAUCGUCCUCCCCCUGUGCUGACCAUUACCGCCCGUGUAACUACUAUGGUCAAUCCCUCACACACAUUGACCAAUGGGCAGCCGUCAGCUACUGCGACUUACUCGUUGGGCUGAUUUCGACCUCCAGCCAUGACUUGACAAUACUUCCAUUAAAAGCGAGCCAGCUGGAACUAGUCCGUUCCCUGAACUUGACGACACCCUUAAGGAGAACCUACAUUGUGAACAAGCUAACCAGGAAAACGCCAGGUGUUCCGAAAAACAACACGAGGACUCGCCAGGACACGCUGGCCACCGUAGAGAUAGUGACCAGUGGACCAGUGGUUAACAACCACGCAGAUGACAACAGUCUAUACGGACUGAACCUCACCUCCUUCCUCACCAUAAACAUGAAUAUUGUUUUCUCCUUAUUCCAUGACGAAACGCUGACCUACCAUCUCUCGCCAACGAUCACUCGAAUAACAGUGGUCAGCAAUACACAGUUCUUGGGUAACACAACGAACAGUUACCGUAUGUUGAGCAAGUUUGCAGAUUGGUACUCCAACACGAGUCCGCUACACAGAGCUGACUUAGCCAUACUCGUAACUAAACAAAAGCUGUUCACAAAAGAGGAGACGGUGGCGUAUGAUGUGAACGGCUUAGCUUUCACCAGUGGAAUGUGUCAUGAUAAGGACAGCAACUGUAUACUGGCAAAGGAUAUAGGGCUGGGCACGGCCUUCAUAAUUGCUCACGAGAUCGGACAUACAUUGCAGAUGAGUCAUGAUAAUGAUUUCGCCAAAUGUAAUGAAAGUGGAAACAUAAUGCAGAGUUUUGCGACUUAUGGUCAAUCGAGUUUCCAUUGGUCAAGCUGUAGUGACGAAGCAAUGAGGACAUUUUUCGAGUCCGAUAAUUCUAAAUGUCUGAGGAACAAGACUAGACACGCCAGCAAUACGCCGAUACUACCAGGGAGUCUGUAUGACGAGGAGGCCCAGUGUAAGCUGACCUUCGGGAAUAACUUCAGGCCUAACUACAACAGAAAGAAUAAAUGUGGCAAACUUUCGUGCUGCUAUGACCAACGACAUUGCAUUGACAUCGGUUAUCCCCUGGUGGAUGGUACUGAAUGCGGUAAUGGAUCCAGAAAGUGGUGCAUUAAGGGUCGGUGUGUGGAUAUCGGACCUAACGGACCUGCGCCUAUCCAAGGUGGAUGGUCUUCCUGGGAGUUGUGGUCAAUUUGUUCCAGAACGGCCGGAGGUGGAGUCCGCUUUCGCGAAAGGAAGUGCAACAAUCCCAAGUAUGGUAACACAGCGGUUAUCUUUGUAAAUAUAAUGUUCUAA
This is a messenger RNA of Mizuhopecten yessoensis (Yesso scallop), 1578 nucleotides long. Its product is annotated as A disintegrin and metalloproteinase with thrombospondin motifs 17-like. The record is from RefSeq and is a predicted model, not a curated record. Gene Ontology annotation, cellular component: extracellular matrix. The transcript has 13 exons. Bases 1 to 1578 code for a protein of 525 amino acids. Gene Ontology annotation, biological process: extracellular matrix organization; proteolysis. Gene Ontology annotation, molecular function: metalloendopeptidase activity. Lineage: Eukaryota; Metazoa; Mollusca; Bivalvia; Pectinida; Pectinidae.